Molecule: messenger RNA, 3393 nt
Organism: Siniperca chuatsi (mandarin fish)
Lineage: Eukaryota; Metazoa; Chordata; Actinopteri; Centrarchiformes; Sinipercidae
Exons: 9
Coding region: 336-2810 (824 amino acids)
Source: RefSeq, a predicted model, not a curated record
UCCGGUUGUUGGGGCUCAUCAGUACUGAAGAUGGUCCAGCGAGGAGAGUCUCCGACCAGCGACGUGGAGCCGUGGGAUCGAACCCCGACUCAGACCACCUGAGACAGACAGAAAUAAUCUGGAAUAUCAUUCGCUUCACUCCGAGGCAGCAGGUGGCGCUAACGACCGCCAUCUCCUGGUUUCCGGCCGCUGUUAAAAAAAAAAAGAAGAAGAACGAGGAGGAAAAGAAGAAGAAGAGGAGGAGGAGGAGGAGGAGGAGGAAGGAGGGUGAGGAAGGAGGGUCCUCUGUUACCGUGGAGACUGCUGUUACCACUGAGGACCACACUAAGGUUGCCAUGGCGAAUAAGACAGAGCUCCACGCCUCAGACCAAACCUCCUCUCCUGAUGAAGACCUAACGAAGCCCGCCGGCCACCGUCCCCGCCGCCGAGCCGCCGCCACCUUAGGUAGGCGGGGUCAGAGAGGGAAGAGGCGGGGCCCAGCGGAGAAGAGGCGGGGCCCGGGUGAGAAGAGGCGUGGCCCGAAGGAUAAGAGGCGGGGCCAGGAGGAAAAGAAGGAGGGCGUGACGGUGAAGAGAACGUGGAGCGACGGGAAGCGGCGGUGGGAUAAGAAACAUUACUGCGUGUUCUGUCGGCGGCCGCAGGUGAAGAUCGCUCGUCACCUGCUGCGGAAACACGCUGAUCAACAGGAAGUGGUGGCUGCCAGCACGCUGCCGACGGGCUCCAAACAACGCCACCUGCUGCUGGAGCACCUGCGCUGCAGGGGCAACUACAUGCACAACAUUGAGGUGAUCAGACAGGGCAGCGGUGAGAUCGUCCCGUGGCGUCAGCCCUCAGAGGAAGUCGAUGCCAGGAACUACCUUCCCUGCCCGCUCUGCCUCGGUUUCUUCCUCCGCGCUGAUCUCUGGAAACAUCAGGCCUCCUGUCGUAAGAAGCUGACCUCUGACCCCUCCAAAGACUCCGCCUCCACAGCAGAGACGACCUCUGACCCCGUGAAGGACACAACCUCUGACUCCACAGGUAAGUCGGCCUGUGAUCCAGCAGACGACAGGACCUCCAAGUCCAUAGAGGACACACCGUCUGAUCCCUUAAAAGACACGGCCACAACAGACCAGACCGGCACCUCUGAGACCGGGACCAAACGGCCCAUGACCUCUGACCCCAGUGUGGAUCAGAACGUGAGCUCUGACCCCGGGGCGGACCGGCCCAGGAAGCGCAGCAGGGUCCAGGCUGCAGCGUCUCGCCUCCUUCCGAUCUCCAGUGGAGCGUCUGAGAGCUGCAGCGAAGUCCUGCACCGCAUGAACCAGGACCACGUCUCACACCAGGUCAAAUCCGAUUGGUUGAUCUGUAAAUAUGGAAACAAGUUGAUGGGGAACCAAGAUGGCAGCCAGAGGAGGUACGACUACGUCAGUCAGAAGUUGAGGGAGCUCGGCAGGUUCCUCCUGGCUGCUAAAUCUCUGGACUCUGGCGUUCAGACCCUCCAAGACCUUCUGGCUCCGGGGCGCCUCAGCCUGGCGCUGGCCGCUGCCAGAAAGGCCUCCGGAUACCGCUGGAGCCGCCCUCCACUGGCGGUGAAGACGACGCUGAAGACGGUUUGUGAGAUUGCCAUCGGAGAGAGUCUGCAGGACGGAGACUGGGAGGCUGCAGCCAAGACCACCGACUUCUACCACCUGCUGGGGAGGGAGUGGGACAACCUGGGGCUGCUGAAUCCUGAUCCCGACACAGCCGCUCCAGUAGGAGGAGCUAAGCUGAAGAAACGAUCGGUCCCAUCGAGAAGUGAGAGGGAGGGUAACAAGCCAGGUGGAGAGCAGUCUGACCCAAGACCAGAGGUCUCGUCACAGAGCAGUAACCGACCGGUGACCUCCACGGUUUCACCAGAGUCCAGACUGCAGACUUCUCUCACAGUCCCUGUGGCUCCAAGGAAGGUCAGACGUCGCCCGUGGUCGUCUGCAGAGAAGGAGGCGGUCUGGAGACAGUUGGGAGUCCACGUGCUGGUCCAGUCAGUUCCGGGGAAGGAGGUCUGUCAGCGCUGUCUGGACCUGGAGCCUGUCCUCAGAGGGCGACACUGGAAAGACAUCAAGAACCAGGUCCACAACCAGAUCCAGAGUCAAAAGAAGCAGCAGUUCCAUGCCCAGAUGGACCUUCAGGAGAACCAGGAACAACAAGACCAAAUCCAAAACCAGAAGAAGCAGCAGCAUUACCAGGACCAAAUGGACCAACAGGGCAAGGACAACAUUCAGAAUAAGAAGAAACAGCAGUACCACAUCCAGUUAGACCACCAAGACCAGGACAACAUGCAGAAUCAAAAGAAACAGCAGUACCAUACCCAGUUGGACCACCAAGAGCAGGAUCACAUUCAGAAUCAGAAGAAACAGCAGUACCACACCCAGUUGGAUCACCAGGACCACCUUCAAAUUCACAAAAAGCAGCUGUGCCAUGGUAGACUAGACCACCAGGACCAUAUUCAGAUCCAUAAGAAGCAGCUAUACCAAAUGGACGAGCAGAACCAGGGACUGCAGACCACCCUGGAUCGGGACACUUCUAUACUGACAGGUGCACCUUAUGGACCUGAUGGGCCACAUCGAGCCCCUGGACAGUCAUUGUUGGAGCGGGACCCCACCAUCAGUCCAUACCCACUUCCACAUAGGACCCUGGGGCCUCACAUGGACCAGCUGCUGUCCAGAACAGAGUGGACUGACGAGUCUCUGGCCCAGCACUACGCAAUCAGCAGACAGCUGGACAGGAACCUGCUCCAGGAUGUCCCCCCAGGAGGACCACCCCCCAAUCCACACUCUGGACAUGUUCACUUCUGAUGGACAGGCCCACACGGGCCCUGAGCACUGAUGACUGUGUUAGAUACGGUUGCAGAAGGCCCCCUUAAGGCCAUCUGUGCUCCGUCCCUGAACUUCCUAUUCAAAAUGAAAUCGGCCUUUUCCACCACAGGAACUUAACAACCUGGAACUUCAGCGGUUCUUUUUAUUUAACGUUGAAACGUCCCCACAUGUAGCGUGAACAUCUGUAUUAUCUCCAUUUGUUGUCUGUCCCACAGCUGAGCUGCACUGUCCUCCGACAGAACGCGUAUCUGAAACCUCCUGGUUUAGGGUUUAAAUGGAGGGAGUCAAAGAAACAAAUGUCCAUUUUGUGUAAAAGUUUAUAUAUUUACAGAUUUGCCCUUUAAUGGUACUGUGCUUCCACCAAUCACCACUCAGUAUUAUUGUUGUUCCUGUGUGUAUUCUUCUUUCUGUCCCUGUCGCCCCUGAACCAGGUCUGUUCAGGUUCGGUGGUUCGUACUUAGCGCCAGUAGAUGGCAGACUUCUCUCUGGUUUGGUUACAACUCAAACUUCCAUCCAGAGUCCCUUCUGCUUUCUACAGAAGUAUAAAACCAGUUUUACAGUC